Adineta steineri is the source of this 774-nucleotide messenger RNA. The record is from the annotation of a GenBank genome assembly. Lineage: Eukaryota; Metazoa; Rotifera; Eurotatoria; Adinetida; Adinetidae.
AUGGCAGAAUACGACCAAACCAUCCGUUAUAUUCCACAACAAGCUUUCAACUAUGCAGGUAAUCCGAAACAAAAUGUACCUCAAGACACCAAUGCGAAUGAAGCACAAAUUAACAACCUGAAUAGUCAAACAAAACGUUCGCAAAUUUGUAGUAAACAAUGCGUCGUAAUAUGUCUUAUUUGUAUUGGAAUUUUAUUAUUAAUAGCCGCUGCAUUUACUGUACCUCUCGUAGUUAUACUAACUUUACCGACAGCUUCAUACAAAUAUAUUUUUGAUUUAUUUUCAUUAAUAACUACAGACUCAAAUAGUUCUCUCUCACUGUAUGGUGUGCAACUCAAUCUAAAUCCUUCUUCAUUACCUACUAGUUGGUCUCAAUGUUAUACAGCAACAUAUGCAACAAAUAUGGGUACAACUAAUCUUAAUUCAAUAUUAAGUGCAUGUAAUAAAAAUAUGUUAUUACUUGGCUGUCGACAAUCUGGUCAUACAAUUAUGGAUGUAGCAGCAAUGGGAUAUCGAGCUGAUGUUUUAUAUAAUUGUGCAACAACAAGUAAUUGUCGAAAUGUGGCUAAUGGUGUUGGUUGGUAUUAUUCAGAUGUUUAUUCAUGGGGUUUUGCAAAUGGUACUGAUAGUGUAACACGUAGUACUUGUGAUACUAGUUCAACUAAUGCUGGUUAUCGUUUAUGUUGGUGUACUCAAAAUAAUGCUGGAUAUAGAUGUGGAUCAGCUAUUAUCUCUAAUACCAACUAUGAAAAAGUGAUUUAUCGUUCAAACUGA